GUGGGGGUAGUGGGAUCUGCAGGCACUGCUCACUCUGCAGGGCAGGACCCUGGGCUGGGGGCAGCUCUUGGGCACAGACCCUCUGGAGGCCAUGCAAUAGCCCCUGGCGUCAGUGCUGUCCAGCAGUACCAGUCUUGUGCCACCUUCCCCAGACGGACUUGAGCUGCAGAGUGUCUCUGUCCCUUUUAAAUCCUUCUGCCAUACCCCAGCCUUUCUCUGGGGGUGUCCUUUCUCUGACAAAGCAAGAGAAAGACAGAGACUCCCAGCCCACGUGUCCCACUGACCACUCAUCAGUCCUGUGGGGACAGACAACCUGCCUGUCCUGGUGGUUCUGUGCCCUCCUGGCAGCUUCCAUGUGCUGCUGACAGCAGGAGGGAGAACCAUGGGACCAUGGACCAUGGGUCGACACAAACAUUACAGACACCCAGGACCGUCACUGUUGUCACUGCUCUCAGUCCUACCUGAUUUCAGGUCUCAGGCCCCUUUGUCCCAGGACCUCUGGCCACAUUCCCCUCUCAGGCGACUUCCUCACAUUGUCCUGGCCCCGCGGAGUGUAAAACCAGCUGGGCACAGGGGAAGCCAUGCUUUCCUGGAAGCAGCCUCUGAAAACAGCCUCUGGCACAGGCAGCCCACACUGGGCAGAGUGGUGCACACUGCCUGGGCUUCCAUGAGCCACCAAACAGUCCCAGGCAGGCUGGGGACAUCACCGUGGGAAGGCUGGUGGGCAACCAACCAUGGCCACCCUGUGCCCAGUGGUUCCUUUGGCCAUGAUGCGGCGAUGUUUGGCUGCCAGGACCGGCUGGGUCUGACAGGUUGCCAUGCCAGGCUUAUUGAGGCUCUCAGGAAAGAUUUGUGGCUGGAGUUUUGCUGGGAAGCAUGGGAGAGUGAGGGCUGCAGUAUGAGGAGGCUGUCAGGCUCCCAGGGAGCCACAGCACAGCUGAGAGAGGACUCUGCGUGCUGGUCCUACUGCCCAUGGUGGAGGGCUUGGUGCAGGAAUCUGGGUCCAGCCAGACUCUGGGGCUCCAAUGCCUGCCCCAGUCAUGCUGCUCUGGCCCUGGGAGAAGUGGAUCUCAGCCUCUUGUCAGGGAGCAGCCUGAGUCCACCUUGGCUGGUGGGGUCCUGGGCCAAGCCCUGCUGCCAGCACAGCUGUGGGCGGUUCCCAUCCCUACAGCACGGACGAAUGACACAGUGGGUCCCACCUGGGCUAGGCUCACUGGCCAAAUCCUGCAGCACACACACCUCCCCUCCUGCCAAAACUCCCUGACCAGGGCCCAUCACACUGCUGGGACUGGAUGUCCUUGCACACUGCAGCUCUGAGUCCUGCCAAUGGACAAGGACAUUAUUGACUGGUUUGCUGCUAGUGGUUUUCAUAGAAACCUCACAUAAUCCAGCUGUCUCCCCAUGAGCCGAGGGACCCUCACAGCUGCCAAAUCUGCCCUGCCACCAGCAACUUCUGCAGUGCCCUUAUUUCCCAUCAGUACAAAAAGCAGCUGAUUCCUUGUUAGACAAGGAGCUUGGAAGAGCCGAAAACCUCAGGCAGAUCCGGUGUGUCAAGACCUCUCAGUGCCUCUCGUGCUGCUGGGCAUCUGCGUGGGAGCAUGGGGACGUGCUGUACCAGAGUUCUGGCAUGGCCAAGCUGGGGUCUGGGCAUGGCACCGCUGAAAGGCUUCCUGCCCCUCUGGCCUCAACCACCAGCAAGCCAGACACCUGUGCAGGUGGCCCUGCCUCACUGGGGGAUUGAAGGUGUGCCACCAGACAUGUGACAGUAGGAGGUGUCCUGGAGAGGGUCAGAUCUGGAGAGAGCAUAGUCUCUUGGCUUCCCCAGUGAGGGCUCAUCCCAGGCACAGCAUGUGCAAGUGGCACAUGGGGCAGGUCUGCUCAGUGAGCACCACUGCCGUGUGGCAGUGGGCCUGGGGGUGUCAGCAGGGGGUCGCUUCAGGAUUUCAUUCAGACCUGGGUGUGCAUCCGGCCCUGGGGCUGCCGUGCACACGGACGCGGCUCCACAUCCUGCAGGGAGCUGGUCCGGCAGGUCCGGUUCGGCAGGGGGUGAGCUUGGGACAGGAGGUGUUUCUGCGGCCGCUGCCAGCUCCCUCUGUGUGCUCUUUUCACUUCCUCUCCACUCGCUGUGGAGCAGCAUGCGCCUGGCUCGUACCACAGGAAUGUCCCCAAGCCGCACGCGCCGGCAACGAGCAGCCCAGGAUCGAGGGCAGGCCGGGCACUCGCUUGAAACUGGUGGCACCCGGUCCCGGCACUGCGGCACACGGCUCCGGCCGGCGGGCUUGGGAUGCUCUCAGGAUCGGUCUCGGCCCCAGGUUCACUGCCCUCGCCCUCCGGCGCGCUCGGUGCUCCGGACCCGCGGCGGCAGCUGCCGCUGUGCCUUUACCCGUUGCCAUGGCUGCUCUGCUGAUGGCGCAUCGCCCGCUGCUGCCGUUACAUCAUUCCUGACAGUGCUCCACGCUGGCAGAGGGUCCGAGCAGCUCCAGACGUGCCCCCGGCACCUCCUGCACGUGGGGAGCGAGCCUGAGAGGGAGAAGUUUGGCAGUGAAUUCAAGCGAGAGGCAUCGUUUCACAGGAGCUUCAGCCUGGAUUGAAACAGCUCUGAUGGCUCUGUCAAGUAUCUCCUUGUGGAUUCGGGAUGCCUGGGCUGUGGGUGAGUAGGGAUUCUGGCAUGGAGCAGGGGUGACUCAGGAGAUACUGAGGGGCUGGGAUCCUGCAGGGAUGCUGUUCCUGCAGGAGAGAGUAGAGCUCAGCUCCCCUUCAAGCAAACUUCCCGGGAAUUCAGCCUCAGUCCUUGUGUACCCGCCAUGGCCACAACACCCCAAGCCUGGACACUAGCUCAUGCUCAGCAGGACUCCGAGGCUGCAGCAUCUACUGCAGCUGAGAACAUUCCAGGCAGAUGUCCUUUGGCAGGCAGGGUAGGGGAUGCUACCUGCUCCACUCUGCACACCCUGGGGCCAGAAGGGUGCCUGGAGCCAGCAGGGAGUAUGGUGAACCCCCCACCAGCCAUGCCUCAGUUUCCCUCAGCGGCAAGGCUGGCCAGGCUCAGGUCUAGACUGCUGGAGUUGGUGGGAUGGAGCUGUCCCUCUGGCUCUCCUGUCCCAGGAUGCCUUCAUCUCCUGCAGGCUUUUGCCACGGGGUGGAAGCCCCUCAGAGGUAUUUUGUGCUCUGAGCCUGUCACUGAUAAGCGUGGUAGGAGGGUCACUGCCAAGGGCAUUGGCUCAACUCAGCUCCCCUAUCCUGGCCAGCCGCUGUCUCCUCUUGCCAGACACUCCCGCUUGGCUGGGGCAUCCCUUGCCCAUAGAUGGGGGUGGCAUCUGGGCUUCCUCGCACACUUACAACCUGCCCUUGUACUGAGCCUGCAUUAGGCUGCUCUGAAAUACUGCCUGUCCCUUGGGAGCAAUGUGGCAGUGGCACUGAAUCAGGACUGCUGGCUCCUUACACCCUAUCGCCGAGCUGUCGUGUGGUGCUGGGCUUGGCAUGCUACUCCCAAAACACCCUCGGAGUGCCUACUCCCAGGGAGCCAAAGCCUCGGGGUGCUGCUCACUCUGGCACAGUGCUGUCCUUGCAGUGCACGGUUGGGCCAUCUGGGCGUCAGGAGAGUGCUCGGCUCAUCGGUUCUUGCCCCCACCCCUUCUCCCCUCCUGUGGAGAUGCAGCCCACGAUGCCUAUGCGUUGGUGAUGCCAGCACCUUGGCAAUGCCAGCAGCCCAGCAGUGCCUGCACCACAGCCCACACCGGCUCAGGAGUGCUCUGUGUCACUCACAGUCCCAAAUGAGCAUGUGUCAGCAAAGAGGGGGAAGCUUCACGGGGGAGGACCCCCGGCACUGCGUGUUCCCCUUGUGGCCGAAGCUGCCCCUGCGGCGGGGCAGGGAGCUGGGCGUGGGUGCUGCCACAUUUCCGCCGCGCCCAGGGCGGCCCCGGGUUUGGUGCUGUGGUUUCCCCACGUGGUCGGCGCCCGAGGUGAGUGGCGGGGGUGACUCGGAGCAGAACCAGGAGCAGAGCCACCUCUAACCUGGACCUCGAGGGCAAGAAAGCCACCCCCACCAAGCUGCCAUGGCAGCAGCCUGUGAACGUCUUCCUGGCAGCUGGGCGCCCACCAGGCAUGGAGCAGCUGCACCAGGAGGCCCAGCUCAACCUCCAGAGCUUGCUGCAAGAGGAGUAUGAGGAGCAGUACACCGAGAGCAGGGUCACUGGGCAGACCUUCCGCGCUGCUGGUCACCUGCCCCCCAACACCUCCCCUGAACCAUCACCUCGACCCCCACCUGCCAAGCGCCUUGAGUUCGUGCUUAUGCCCCCGAGCCAGCAAGCGGCCGAAGAGGAGACCACCAGCAGCACUGUGCUCAGUGCUCGGCCUCAUGACACCUCCCUGAGCCUCCCCACCAGCCCGGACAAGCAGCCCCCCUGGCCCAGGGCCUUCCCCUUGCCCCCUGAGGAGGAGAAGCAGUGGCACCAGCCCAGCUCUAUCCAGACCAACAUUGUCCCCAUCAAUGUCUCCGGGCAGCACUUUGCUAGGCACGUGAGUGCUCAUCACUCCCUGUUUAACACAGAGACUGCGAUGAACCCAAAGUCCACCCUGCGGCGUAGACGGACCAUUAUUGGAUUCCCUAACCUGUCCCUGCGAGACCAAGGCAGCGCCAACGGCCCCAAAUCCAGCACACACGCGCCCAUCAGUGAGUCCCUGUCCUGCAGCUUUGUGCCUGAGACCACGAGCAGGGGGACGACGUCCCAGGAGAUCAGCCCUCGUCCACCCCUCUCAGCCCCACUGAGAAAGACCUUCAGUGACCUCGGGGCCCGCCACUGCCAGCCACCUGCUGCCAUGGAUGGGGCAGCCAACCCAUGUGCCAGUGCCUGCAAUGGGACACAGGGCACCCCUUUUUCUCCACCCUGGACCCCCCUGGGUUAUGGGAGCCCCCCCGGCCUUACCACUGGCCCAGGCAAGGGGCCCACCUGCACCUCACAGGGCAGCUUCAUCCCAUCACCAAGCCCAGGUUCACCCGCCGCCUCCACCUCCUUCUUCAUUGCCACAGAAGAGCGCAUGGGCAGCAAUGGGCCCAGCUUUUUCUCUGGCCCAGUGCCUGCUUCACCCCCCAGCUCCGGGUGCAUCCAGGGAGCCAAGGGGAAUUUCUUGCCAGGAAGCCAAGAGGAGCUGGAGCCAGCGGCAGGGCCAGCGCAGCUGGAUGUGGAACGGGCAGGGUGCCGGUUCCGUGAGCGGUCACUGUCAGUGCCCACUGACUCGGGGUCCCUCUGCUCUGUGGACAUCGCAUAUGCUGAGACCCGGCGGGGCAGCGCCAACUAUGCCCUGGGCUACCCCAGCGCCAGCUCCGAGGGCAGCACCAGCACUGACAACAUCUCCCUGGGGCUGGAGCCUGAGGGGCAGCGACGGCGGCGUUCCAAAAGCAUCUCCCUGAAGAAGGCCAAGAAGAAGCCCUCGCCACCCACACGCAGCGUCUCACUGAUCAAAGAGGGGCAGGACGGUGAUGUGGGGCUCAGUGCAGCACUGCCCAAGGACCAGCGGCCCAAGAGCCUGUGCAUCCCACCAGAGCUCCAGGGUCACCGGCUAGUGCACGCCGACCCCCAGGGGAGUGCAGGCAGGGAGCCCAACAGCACAGCUACCCCCCACCAGUGGCAUCUCACGGACUGGAGGGCAAGCAGUGAUCCCUACCAGUCCCUUUCUGGCUCAAGCACAACCACAGGGACCACAGCUGUUGAGUGUGCCAAGACACAGGGCAGCUCUGAGUCCCUCGUGUCCCCUUCAGUCUCCAGGGCCACGACGCCCUCCCAGCUCUCUGCCGAGGCAGACCUCAAGACCUCCUCACCAGGCAGGCCCACAGGGCUGAUGUCCCCAUCCAGCGGGUACUCCAGUCAGUCGGAGACCCCAACCCCCACCGUACCCACCUCCACCAUUCUGGGGCAUUCCCCACACCAGGUGCGUGUGAGGCCACUAGUUCCCGAGAGGAAAUCCUCUCUGCCCCCCACAUCCCCCAUGGAGAGGAGCCCCAAGGGCAGGCUGUCCUUCGACGUCCCACUGACUCCACCCACCCACCUUGACCUCUCAGGGCUGAAGAUCUCCCUGAAGGGGAAGACUAAGGUCAGCCGGCACCACUCUGACUCCACCUUUGGCACCAAGCUGGCCCAGAAGACCAGUCCCAUCACACCCAUCAUGCCCGUGGUGACACAGUCCGACCUGCGCUCUGUCCGUCUCCGCUCCAUCAGCCGCUCAGAGCCAGAGGACAACGCUGAUGGCCCAGAGCACACAGAGGAGCCAGCACACAUCCCCUGCCCAGGGCUGGAGAGAAAAGUGAAGCCACCCGUGGCAGAGAAGCCACCACUGGCCAGGCGCCCCCCGUGCAUCCUGCCCAAGCCCCCAGUUCUGCGGGAGGAGGGUCCACUGUCCCCCAAAUCCCCACCAGGCACUACCGCCAAGGAGAAGGGGCUGGCACAGGAUGCCUUUGUGGUGCUGCGGAGAGGGGAGCUGAGGAGGGGUCUGGGGGAGCCCCAGUUGUCCCUGACCCCAGCAGGGCCCCGGCGGCUCUCGCAGGGCAGCCUGGAUGAGCUGCGGCCAGAGCGGAGUGGCGCUGAGGGGGAGCGCAGGAAGGCCAAGGUGCCCCCGCCCGUGCCCAAAAAGCCCAGCGUGCUGUACCUGCCACUCAUCCCAGCCCCAGCACAGCUGGGAGCUGGUAUGGGGGACCUGCCACCCACCCCCAGCCCCAUCAUCACCCUGGACACUGACCCCACCUGCUGCGACCCUGAUGCUGAGGAUCCGCCAUCUCCCAAGGCUGUGGGCACCAUGCCUGCCAGUGAGCCUGCCUCAGAGCAAGGCAGCUCAGCGGAAGCCGGCAUGGAGGAGAAGAGCUUUGCCAGCGACAAGACAGCCGAGUCCAUCGUGGAGGAGGACGAUGAGGUGUUCACAACAUCUCGCACAACAGAGGAUCUCUUCACAGUGAUCCACAGGUCAAAGAGGAAGGUCUUGGGGCGGAAAGAGCCUGGUGACACCUUCAGCAGCCGACCCACCUCCCACUCACCUGUAAAGACUUCAGGCUCCCCAGCUGGCGAGUCUCUGGCAGCAGCGGGCAGCAGUGGGAAAUCUUCCAGCAGGAAUGAGGAUUUUAAAGCUCUGCUCCAGAAGAAGAGCAGCAAAACAAGCCCCGGUACUCGGCCAUCUGCCGCCGAACUGCUCAAGACCACAAACCCGCUGGCCCGGAGGGUCAUCACAGAGUUUGCCCCUGAGCUGGAUGGUGCAAACAGCCUCAAAAGUCAGCCCUGACCACACAGGGGCUCCUCCAGCCAGAGGGGUGACAAUGGCUGCAGAGGGAGCGCUGCUGCAGAGGGCUGUCCUGGCUGCUGGGGAGCCCCUGUAUCCUGCUGGGGGGUUCUUCUGCUUUUGUUCCUUACUUGGAGAGCUGCUGGCAGAGAGGCAGUGGCUGGAGCCCAAGCUCUCAUGGCUCUGGGCCCUUCCCUCAGGGGAAGUUGCUGAAACUGGCCCUGGCUGAGCCAGCUCCUGGAAUUGAAGGCACCUGCCCAGGAAGCAGAACAGGAUCGCAGCCCUUGGUGUUGCCCCAUGCCCGCAGCAAAGCAGCUUGAGACUCUUCGGUCCCUUUGGCAUGUGGUACUUUAAACAGAUUUUCUAAUGCACAGUGGUGGUAAUGUUUGAUUCUCUUCCCUUUGACAUUGUACCUUGAGUUUCCCAUGCAGAGAUCCCCUGGUUGAAUUCAGCUGGACACACAGAUGCACUUUGGGAAGACGCCAGGGGUUCAGCUGGAUCUGCGGUUGCUUUUGAAGAGUCACAGGAGGUUCCCUGUCAUUGCCCUGAGCAUCCUCCCUAGCACACAGGGAACUGGCACCCAGCAUCCACAGCCAGCGCCACCACCUCAAGCCAAAUCCCCACCCCUUGAAAGCCCCCAGAAUGCUGCAUUUUGGAGCUCCUCAGCUCUCAGUCCAAAAACAAACCUUGGGGUCAUCUCCACUACCAGUCCCCCCUGGCCUCACUGCACAGGGGCUCUGGCAGCCACCCCACUCCCAUGCCGGGGGUCCUGCACCCACCUGCCAACUGGGGCAAUGAGGGUGCUGUGCCAUGGGAAGGAAGCUCGUCCCCAGCUCUGCCUCCUGCAUCUCCACAACAGACCCUGUGACAACUUCUCCUGCUGCCCUGGCCACCAGAGGUCCUGAGAUACUACCAAGAUGGUGGCUGGAAUCCAGAUGGACUUCACCUGAGCCACCUCCCUGGUGACUCCAGGGUCCCCCCAGGAUUGCCCACCACUCACCUGUGCCCACUGGCCGCCAGGGAGCUGAGCAAGGCCGAGUGGGACACAUGCCAUCAGGGCAGGUGCACGGGGCCGUGGAAGAGGGUUUGAACAUCCCCAGGCGGGACUCAUCCCCCUCACUCCCAGCUGCCUCUUCCUGGCUUGGCUCCAGCAUGGGGGCCCAGCAGCCAGUAACAGAGGCUGUGGUGUGGGGCUCAGGGCAGGGCAGGGAGGAAAUGUGAGCUCCGAGCAGGAGCACGGCCGCACGCCCAGAGAAACAGGAAGGGCCAGCCACGGCUGACAAGGAAACAGGGUGUUUAGGAAAAUUUCUGCUUGAUUUCUUGAUGUAUUUCCACACACUCCAACCCUCCUGUGCUGCAGGGGGAGCGGUGCAGUGGGUCCAAACAGCAGCAGGGCACCACAGCAGUGCUUCAGCUGCCUCUCCAAGGGGCCUGGUCUGCUCUGGGGGGUCUCUGCCCCACCAGGAGCUCUGCAUCCCUGGGGAGCACAGCCCAAACACUUCCUGAUCCUUGCCACCACCCUGAAUCUGAUCCCACUGAGGCUCCAGUGGGUUCCCAUCUCCUCCCUCCUGGUAUUUGCCCAUCUCUCUCUUUCCUCUCCCAGGGCUGCAGAUUUAAGCCUGUAAUUAAGAGCCAGGCUGAGAAACUCAGGAAAAAAAAAUCACAAAAAAAGCUCUAAUGAAUGUCCACAUUUCACCCCCAUCUCGUGGCCCCAGCCAGUGGCAGGGUGCUGGCGCAUGAUGGGGCCAGGGCACAGCUUGGGAAGCUCUGGGGACAGGUACAUUUUGCACAUGACUGCUCAGGAAACCAGGGACAGAGUCGGCAAAGGGGGCUGGGGGCAAGCACGGGGCAGGGACCCCCUGCAACACCCCCAGCACCACUGGCAGCUGGAGUGGCCAAUGCUGCUGGGGUGACAUAUCCAAGUGGGCCAGAAGUCAACUGUGAGACAGAGGUUGGCCAUGGGAUGGAGAUCCUAAUUUCCCUGGCUGGAGGAACGUGCUCUUCCUGGGGCUCUUCCUGGCUGAGUGCUCAUCUCUGGCCGCUCUCUCCCUGCUCUCUCUGGCUGCAGCUGUUCCUCUGGGAAGGCAGUGGAUUCCCAGGAAGAGUCUGGCUGGCAGGACAGCCCUGCCCCGGGGUGGGGGCCGCCAAGGUGCCAACUAUGGAAUGCUGUACUUUUUAUCUCUCCAGCUUGGUAAAGUGCUCCCUGCUGCC
This is a messenger RNA of Haemorhous mexicanus (house finch), 9471 nucleotides long. It is a transcript of the gene NHSL2, whose product is annotated as NHS like 2. The transcript has 8 exons. The record is from RefSeq and is a predicted model, not a curated record. NCBI's taxonomy places the organism in Eukaryota, Metazoa, Chordata, Aves, Passeriformes, Fringillidae. The coding region runs from base 4102 to 7263 and encodes 1053 amino acids. Gene Ontology annotation, biological process: cell differentiation.